Molecule: messenger RNA, 591 nt
Organism: Penicillium maclennaniae
Lineage: Eukaryota; Fungi; Ascomycota; Eurotiomycetes; Eurotiales; Aspergillaceae
Product: DUF3237 domain-containing protein
Exons: 2
Coding region: 1-591 (196 amino acids)
Source: RefSeq, a predicted model, not a curated record
AUGUCUACUGCUCCCUCUCCUCGUAACGGCAUCUUCCCUCAUGGCCCGCAGAUGCGCCAGCCAUCCCUAGCUUUCCUGUAUCGGCUCGAAUGCGAUAUCGCCAAAGAGGAAAUCAACAUCGGCGCGCCACACAACUCAGGCAUUAUCCGGAGCAUUGCCAAUAUUCUCAGCGGUACUAUCAAGGGGCCUGGUAUCGAGGCUACUAUUUUACCUCUUGGUGGCGUAGACUGGGCGACGGUGGUAAAGGGAACUCAUUCCAUGACACUUGACGCGCGCUACACUGCAAGCACAAAUGAUGGUCACUACAUCUACAUCCGCGCCCAUGGCUUGUACCGUCCUGGCCCGGGAACCGAGUACGCUAAGCAAGUCGAAGCCGACCCGGAAAAGCCACCGCAGCACACCGUGACUCAAGGCGACGUUGAGUUCUUCUCGCACCUCAGACUAGAAGCAGGCUCUGGUCCUUAUAACUGGCUUAACGGGCUGGUCUGCCUCGGCGUGAUGAUCUGUGAAGGCGAGAAGCUCUGGAUAGAUGCGUACCAUCUGACAAACUUCCCGGGUAUCAAGCCGGAGAACGUGAUGGCCAAGGCAUAA